AUGCGAUGGCGCACCUCCUACUGGAGUGUGAUAGCAUGCGUCUGGCUAUGCGUCAGCGCAGGCGGCCGCGCCAGAGCUGGGCCAGCCAUGUCAAACGAACGCAAGCGGCAACUACGAGAGCUCACGCGAGAGACGUUCAAUCAUGGCAUGCGACAUUACAUGCGAGUCGCCUAUCCUCAAGCAGAGCUACGGCCGCUUUCAUGUCAGCCUCUCGGUCCCUCACCAGAUCCGACAGAUGAGAUCAAUGACGUCGUCGGCCACUUUCCCUUGACACUCAUCGACGCCUUGGACACCUUUGUGGUGUUCCAGGACAAGGCAGGCUUCGAGCGAGCCGUCAAAGACGUCCUGCGUCAGCUCAGCUCGUUUGAUAUGGAUAGCAAAGUCCAAGUCUUCGAGGUCACCAUCCGUGUUAUGGGCGGUUUGCUGUCGGCGCACAUCUUUGCUAGCGACGAAACUCGAGGGUUUGCCAUCUCAGGCUACAAGGGAGAAUUGCUCUCGCUCGCACAAGACCUCGGUGAACGUCUCUUGCCUGCGUUCCAGUACAGCUUGACGGGCAUGCCGUUUGCGCGCAUCAACCUGCGACAUGGCAUUUCGCGAACGGAAAGCACAGAGACGUGCACUGCAGGUGCUGGUUCGCUAUUGCUCGAGUUUGCCACGCUCAGCAGAUUGACGGACAACCCCAUCUACGAGCAAGUCGCACGCAAAGCCUUUUUCUCCCUGUGGGCCAAGCGAUCAGCACUCAAUUUGCUCGGCAACACGAUUGACUUGCAGACCGGCGCAUGGAUCUAUGGCAUCGCGAGUGUCGGUGCAGGCAUCGACAGCUUUAUGGAGUAUAUGAUCAAAGCUUAUGUUCUAUUGGGUGAUGAAGAGUAUUGGAACGUCUUUGCAGAGAGCUACGAUGCCAUACAGCAGCAUGUCAAGAGCUCAGAAGGUCACUGGUACCGCGGCGUCAACAUGCACUCCGGCAAGAUCGCACAGACGCACAUCGAUAGUCUCGGCGCUUUCUGGCCGGGUACGCAAGUCCUUGCCGGCGACGUCGAAUCGGCCAUCAAGGGUCACCUCGUCUAUGCGAACAUUUGGGCUCGCUAUUCAGGCUUACCGGAGACGUUCAGCAUACAGAACAGAGAGGCCGUCUCCGCGGGCUAUCCACUGCGGCCUGAGUUCAUAGAGUCAACGCUCUAUCUGUAUCGAGCAACAGGCGAUCCGUACUAUCUCUUUGUGGGCGAGCGAUUCAUCGAGGAUUUCGUCAAUCGUACCCGGGUCGACUGCGGACUAGCUAGCCUCAAGAACGUCAAGACUGGCGGGCAUGACGACCGCAUGCAUUCCUUCGUCCUCAGCGAGACCCUCAAAUACGCCUAUCUGCUAUUCGAUGAAUCAAAUCCGGUCCACAAAGAUGAGAGCAACGCCGUCUGGUCAACCGAGGGCCAUUACCUCGCGGUCGAUCGGCAUAAGCUCAACCACUCGACACAUCCGCUAGUGUCCACUUCACCACAGCGAGGUGCUCUGAGGGCUACUUGCGUCAAUCCGGUACAGCCAACACCAUGGACGACUAGCAUUGCAGCUCGAGGAGAUGCAGAUGUAGCCCGAGCGCUGGUGAAUUGGGAUGUGAGCGAGUCAUUCGCGCUUCAGACCGGCAUGUGGUCGCCAUAUAGUCAGUGCGCGAAGCCAGAGCUCGAGCAGUAUGUCCGUCCAAGCACUGUCGAAGUUGUCUUUUCACCCAACGGUCAAGUCGAGGAUCCCAAUCCUGGCGCCGACAAAGUGAUCAUGCUCUCGAACGGUUUCGUCGUCCGCAAGAUGGAAGGUCUCCGGCUUACAUUGACCCAACGGCCAGACUCUGGCGGCGCCUACGAUAUCACCAGGAUAUCGCAAUACAUGAUACCAAAGGGUGCGACCGUCUUCUUUGCAGACCCCAGCGUGCUCGAUGCGUUCCGGCACGAUCCGCAAUCGACGCAAGAAGUCCGGCUGAAGACGCGCUACCUCGACACUGCUGGACGGCAUGCUGUCGAGUCUCAUCUCGGCAUGAGGGCGACAUUUGGACCCAACCCACUGCUGCCGAACGUACUCAGUCAGACGCACUUUGCUCGCAAUGCCCCGAUGCGGAGCCUCAUCAAGCCUUCUUCGACCACGUACGGUUGUCAUCCUUACAGUGUCGCGCGGCCAGCCAACCCGAAAGCGUCGGGGCCGGUCGUCUUCUUGCUGAGAGGACACUGUACGUUUGUCGACAAGGCAUACUAUGCAGCUCAGAGUGGUGCAUCUGGUCUCAUCGUCAGCUCGGACCACGACGAGGCGUUGCAGGCAUCCGGGGACGGCGAGCCAGUCGACCUUCUUGCAAAGCUUAGCGUACCUUUGAUCACCGUCAGCAAUUCGACGGGUACACGACUCGACGAGUUACUCUCUGUCAGCAAUCGAAGCAUACAGAUCGAAGCCAUGCCGCCGGAGCUUGUGCCCGAUAGCAAGAUUCAGAUCAAUAAUUGCCUCUUGCUCAACGUGAAACUCUUAGAAUGA
Molecule: messenger RNA, 2505 nt
Organism: Mixia osmundae IAM 14324
Lineage: Eukaryota; Fungi; Basidiomycota; Mixiomycetes; Mixiales; Mixiaceae
Product: glycoside hydrolase family 47 protein
Exons: 2
Coding region: 1-2505 (834 amino acids)
Biological process (GO): endoplasmic reticulum mannose trimming; carbohydrate metabolic process; mannose trimming involved in glycoprotein ERAD pathway
Cellular component (GO): membrane; endoplasmic reticulum
Molecular function (GO): calcium ion binding; mannosyl-oligosaccharide 1,2-alpha-mannosidase activity
Source: RefSeq, a predicted model, not a curated record